AUGACAGAUCUGGACGACAAUAUAUGCAAAGGAUAUAUAAAGAUGAUAACAAAUAUAGUAAUAUUGAGCCUGAUUGUUUCCAUUUCUUUAGUUUUCUGGAUUAUGUCUAUGACUGCAAGUACCUAUUAUGGUAACUUACGGCCUAUUUCUCCUUGGCGCUGGCUGUUUUCUGUUGUUGUUCCUGUUUUGAUCGUCUCUAAUGGCUUUAAAAAGAAAAGUCUAGACCACAGUGGGGCUUUAGGAGGGUUAAUAGUUGGAUUUAUCCUAACCAUUGCAAAUUUCAGCUUUUUUACCUCUUUGCUGAUGUUUUUCCUAUCUUCUUCAAAACUCACCAAAUGGAAGGGAGAAACAAAGAAACGGCUAGAUUCAGAGUAUAAAGAAGGUGGGCAGAGGAAUUGGGUUCAGGUAUUCUGUAAUGGAGCUGUGCCCACAGAGCUGGCCCUGCUGUACAUGAUAGAAAAUGGCCCUGGGGAAAUCCCAAUCGACUUUUCCAAGCAGUAUAGUGCUUCUUGGAUGUGUCUGUCUCUCUUAGCUGCACUGGCCUGUUCUGCUGGAGACACAUGGGCUUCAGAAGUUGGUACUGUUCUGAGUAAAAGCCCACCAAGGCUAAUAACAACCUGGGAGAAAGUUCCAGUUGGGACCAAUGGAGGGGUUACAUUAGUGGGCCUUGCCUCCAGUCUCCUUGGUGGUACCUUUGUGGGCAUUGCGUACUUCCUCACACAGUUGGCUUUUGUAAAUGAUUUAGACAUUUCUGCUCCCCAGUGGCCAAUUAUCGCAUUUGGGGGUCUGGCUGGAUUACUAGGAUCAAUUCUGGACUCAUAUUUAGGAGCUACAAUGCAAUUUACUGGUUUGGAUGAGAGCACAGGCAUGGUGGUCAACACUCCAGUGAACGAGGCAAAGUACAUAGCAGGGAAACCCAUUCUUGAUAACAAUGCAGUGAAUCUGUUUUCUUCUGUCCUUAUUGCUCUCUUGCUUCCAACAGCUGCUUGUGCUUUGUGGCCCAGGGAGUGAAUCUUACAUCAUUUCCACAGGUUGAAACUGUGGUGAGUUCAGCUAGAUUUGCAAUUCCAAGUUCUAUCCUAAGAACAGUAAUUUUAAUGGUUUAAAGCAGAAAUGCCAGCUUCUCACAUAUUCCAUUGUGAUAGGAUUCUAUAUUUUCUCUCUUAUCAACUCCCUUGUAACAGCUAACAUCUUUCUAGUGAAAGACAAGAGUGCUUAGAAUUUAUGUAUAUUUUUCUUCUGCUGGAUGGAACUUCUUAGCAAUGAAGUUGUGUUGUCCC
Molecule: messenger RNA, 1280 nt
Organism: Orycteropus afer afer
Lineage: Eukaryota; Metazoa; Chordata; Mammalia; Tubulidentata; Orycteropodidae
Gene: FAABTP
Product: transmembrane protein 19
Cellular component (GO): membrane
Source: RefSeq, a predicted model, not a curated record